Molecule: messenger RNA, 1153 nt
Organism: Vigna radiata var. radiata (mung bean)
Lineage: Eukaryota; Viridiplantae; Streptophyta; Magnoliopsida; Fabales; Fabaceae
Exons: 8
Coding region: 195-578 (127 amino acids)
Biological process (GO): proteasome assembly
Source: RefSeq, a predicted model, not a curated record
AGACGCACAUUUUCUCCAUUUCUUCUCUCUCUCAACAGGAACAACGAAAACCUCGCCUCUCCGCUCCGUCGGCAUUACAGGCGGCGAUCUCAUCUUCCUCUCCUUUGAAGCCGAUUCUGUAAAGUAGUUCUUUGAGAUAACGGUAACGACUGUGAGACUCUUUUGAUUAGUGUGAGGGUGACCUAUCAGCGCCGAUGUCAAUGAAUAUGGAAAGCUCCACUUCUCAAUUUCCAGUGUCUCAACUCAAUUUCUCUCGGGAAAUCAAUGGGAAUGAAACGGAGAUUAUUAUUUCGAGAUACGAAGAUCAUUUUCUGGUUAUUGCUACCCAAAUAGGAACCAUGGGGACAAUAGUGUAUGCCAGAAAGGAAGAAGGGGUGUCCAUCAAUCCAACAUUCAACGUUUCUGUUAUAUUUGGCAAACGGGAUGAGCCAAUGUUAGUAGCAUGUGCACGUCAGCUGAUUGAGCAAAUGAGUUUGUCUGGCUCCUCCAGGCCAUUGGUCCUCUCGCUUGGUCUUAAAGACCAUUCGGUGGAGACGUUGAAAGGCAUUGUUUCUGCUGUGACGGACAAUAGCAUCUGAUACUAUAAGUGUAGAGAGACAAUGUUGAACUAAUGACCGGAGUAGGAAACGGGAGAGAAAAAAAUAGAAUUUUUAAGAUCACAAUCUUCAUAUUGGUUUCAUGUUUUCAAAUUAAAAACGUUUAAUUGCCUCCCCAUUCAAUAUGUCAUUAAAUUACAUGUCAUUGUUAAAAUGGGAGAAAUAAAAGGAUGUUAAUUUGAAUUGUCUUUUGUUUGAAUUAAGUAGAAAACACCGGGAGAUUGAGAGAAAUUCAAAUGUUCAUUCUUCUAUAAAUUUGAUCUUAUCUGUUUUAAAAUUGGACAGUUAUCUGAAACACUGAAUCAAGUCAGUGGUUGAACUAAGGUAAAUUGAUGUAUGUAAAAUUAUUAUAAUAUUAUCAGUAUCUAGUAUUCUUUUAUUUACUAUUUUUGAAUAAAUGAGAAUGAGGAUGAAAUGCUGAUUUGAGCUGAUAGAUAGGAGGGGAAUAAUAUUGAAAAUUUGGUCAUUAACCAUAUUAUCUGCCAAUUCCUGUAAAUAGUGGUGCAAUUAUCAUUGUCAGUACAAUACAAAUAUUUAGUAGUUUUUAGCUCUCGUCU